AUGUCUGGCUUCGCCCAAGCUAGUGACCUCCAAGCAUGGCAGCAGCUCCAGCAGCAUCACACUACACUGGGCCGCAAUAUUGUCUUGAAAGAAUUCUUCGAAAAAGACCCUAGCCGCUUUGAAAAGUUCUCCCGUACCUUCAAGAACACAGCCGACAAAUCCGAGAUCCUCUUCGACUUCUCCAAGAACUUCAUCACCGAAGACACCCUCUCGCUGCUCAUCCAAUUGGCCAAGGAAGCUGGCGUGGAAAAGCUGCGAGAUGAAAUGUUUGCCGGAGAGAAGAUCAACUUCACGGAGAAGAGAGCCGUGUAUCAUGUUGCUCUGCGUAACGUGACCAAUCAACCUAUGCAGGUUGAUGGGAAGAGCGUCGUCGAGGAUGUCAAUGAGGUCUUGGAGCACAUGAAGGUAUUCUCCGAGCAGGUCAGAAGUGGAGAGUGGAAAGGGUAUACUGGAAAGAAGAUCAAGACAAUCAUCAACGUUGGCAUUGGUGGAUCUGAUCUGUGGGUCGAUGGACCAGUCAUGGUGACAGAAGCUCUGAAGCCCUACGGUGACCGGAAUCUCAACUUGCAUUUCGUCUCCAAUAUUGACGGCAGUCACAUGGCAGAGGCAUUGCGUGCCUCCGACCCAGAAACAACUAUGUUCUUGGUUGCUUCCAAGACAUUCACCACCGCUGAAACGGUCACCAACGCUACCACUGCUAAGCACUGGUUUCUUGAAACAGCGAAAGAUGAAUCUCACGUUGCAAAGCACUUCGUUGCCUUGUCCACCAAUGUCGAGGAGGUGACCAAAUUUGGUAUCGACAAGGAGAAUAUGUUCGGCUUCGAGAGCUGGGUCGGGGGCCGCUACAGCGUAUGGAGCGCCAUUGGUCUGAGCGUAGCUCUGUACAUUGGCUUCGACAACUUCCAUGAAUUUCUCUCAGGCGCCCAUGCAAUGGACAAGCAUUUCAAGGAGACCCCGCUCGAGGAAAACAUCCCUGUGCUCGGUGGCCUUCUCAGCGUUUGGUACUCUGAUUUCUUCGGAGCGCAAACACAUCUAGUCUCGCCUUUCGAUCAAUACAUGAGCCGCUUCCCAGCCUACCUUCAGCAAUUGUCAAUGGAGUCGAACGGUAAGGCCAUCACAAGGUCCGGCGAUUACGUCAAGUACACCACUGGAGCCAUCUUGUUUGGCGAGCCCGCAACAAAUGCCCAGCACUCAUUCUAUCAGCUUUUGCACCAAGGGACGAAGCUUAUCCCUACGGAUUUCAUCCUUGCCGCCGAGAGCCAUAAUCCCAUUGAGCACAAUAAGCACCAGAAGAUGCUGGCAUCGAACUUUUUCGCGCAAGCUGAAGCGUUGAUGGUUGGUAAGACACCAGACGAAGUCAAAGGCGAAGGAGCCCCGGAGGAGCUGGUUCCCCACAAGACAUUCCUCGGCAACCGACCUACAACAUCCAUCCUCACCCAAAAAAUCACACCAGGGACGCUUGGAGCGCUGAUAGCAUACUAUGAGCAUUUCACCUUUACCGAAGGAGCUGUGUGGAACAUCAACAGCUUCGACCAAUGGGGUGUAGAGCUGGGCAAAUCGUUGGCAAAGAAGAUCCAGGCGGAGCUUGAUCAGAGUGGGGAGAACACGAGCCACGAUGCCAGUACGAGUGGGCUGAUCAAUGCGUUUAAGAAGAAGGCCGCCAAAGCUGAACAAAAGGCCAGCUAUGCGCCUGGGGAUGCAAUACCUGUUAGCUGUUUAAACAGGACGGUUGACACUGGAGAACAUAUCACAGAUGAUCAGGGCCAGCUUCAGUAUAUUUCUUUCAUGACGUGCAAUGAGACGGGGCGCCCUCUCGAGCUUUACUUUGGCGUUGAGAAAGACAUUAAUUGCACCCUCGAGUCCAUUGACGAUCCCCUCUUCCACCUCCUCGAAUUCUACAUCCACAAUGAUGCCCCUUUGACCUGUCGCAUUCCCACCCAUCCCCUGACCUCCACCCAAAUAUCUUCACCCUCAACCACUUCUCCCACAACAGACGACUUCAUACCUCUCAUAUUUGCUCUCUCCGGCGCUCUUCAGCUUUCACACCUACACAUAUCGCCAAAAUUGAACGUGCUGCUGCACACGAGCCCUGAAUUAGCGACUCAGGAUGCAGAUUUAUUAGCCGCGACGGCAUACUCUUCGCCUUCACUGUCCUCCGCAUCUACGAGGAUAGUGAUUGGCGAUCCGCUUGCCCUCCAACUUUCAGUGCAUUGGUACACUAGUCCAACUCUACCGCCAUCAACAACGGGGAAAGCUGGUCUAGGAGGCCAUGUACAUCUUAGCACGGUGGUGUAUUGUCUUUUAAGCGGGGGUGUGGGCGUGGCGGCGAGUUUGGCUUAUUUCAGAGGGGUGGAGUUGCCGAGAAGGAUCAAAAGGUAUGGAAAGGACAGAACAGGAGGGGAGAGGGGUGGUGGCUACGCAUUUCCUGGAUCUGGAAUGAACGGUUAUGGGACGGGGAAGAGGGAUUGA
Messenger RNA from Letharia lupina, 2469 nucleotides. RefSeq lists its product as uncharacterized. NCBI's taxonomy places the organism in Eukaryota, Fungi, Ascomycota, Lecanoromycetes, Lecanorales, Parmeliaceae. Gene Ontology annotation, molecular function: carbohydrate derivative binding; glucose-6-phosphate isomerase activity; monosaccharide binding. Gene Ontology annotation, cellular component: cytosol. The coding region runs from base 1 to 2469 and encodes 822 amino acids. The record is from RefSeq and is a predicted model, not a curated record. The transcript has 7 exons. Gene Ontology annotation, biological process: glucose 6-phosphate metabolic process; glycolytic process; gluconeogenesis.